Daphnia pulex (common water flea) is the source of this 1212-nucleotide messenger RNA. It is a transcript of the gene Pgam5, whose product is annotated as serine/threonine-protein phosphatase PGAM5, mitochondrial-like. NCBI's taxonomy places the organism in Eukaryota, Metazoa, Arthropoda, Branchiopoda, Diplostraca, Daphniidae. Gene Ontology annotation, cellular component: mitochondrion. The record is from RefSeq and is a predicted model, not a curated record. Gene Ontology annotation, biological process: positive regulation of mitochondrial fission. The transcript is spliced from 5 exons. Bases 129 to 968 code for a protein of 279 amino acids.
GCAUCGUGUGGUCGUCUCUGUCUGCCCAAUGUGUCAAGUUAAAAGUUGUUCUGUAAAGUUUAUUCUUCAAAAUAGCUGUAGUUUGCAACACUGAUUAUAUUUACAUUUGAUAUUACUUUAAGAGGAAAAUGCGACUUUUGCGUAAGAUUAAAUACAUUAUUGCAGCGGGAGCAGCUGGUGGAGUUUUGGCAAGCUAUCUCACUGUGAGUGCAGCAGAGGUUGUCCAUGAAGAAAAGUACAGGGAAGAUCCUUCUUUGUUUUCCCAGAACAAUUCUAGAUCAAAAUGGGAUUUUAACUGGGACAAGCAGGAACCACAUAAUUUGGUGAAACCUUCCAAGUCUGGCACAGUCGAUAGUGAAAAAGUAGAGAAGGUAAAGCCAACUGCUACAAGAAAUCUUAUCUUGAUUCGUCAUGGCCAGUACAACCUUAAGGGAACAUGUGAUGUGGAACGCUACCUCACCUCAUUGGGUAUUGAGCAAGCAGAUUAUACUGGGAAACGUUUAAAGGAGUUGGCUAUGCCCUACUCAUCUAUAGUGCAAUCGUCAAUGUGCAGGGCCAGAGAGACAGCCAAUGUCAUAUCUGGUCACUUGCCUAAUGUCCCUCUUCACACUUGUGACUUGCUUCAAGAAGGAGCUCCUUUCCCUCCAGAGCCACCAGUGGGACACUGGAAGCCUGAGAUGCAUCAGUUUUAUCGAGAUGGAGCGCGUAUAGAAGCUGCUUUCCGGAAGUACUUCCACAGAGCCGAAGCUUCUCAAAAAGAAGACAGCUACGAAAUUUUGGUUUGCCAUGCCAAUGUUAUCCGCUUCUUUGUUUGCAGAGCUUUGCAGUUCCCCCCUGAGGCGUGGCUGCGGAUGAGUCUUCACAACGCGAGCGUUACGUGGAUCGCCAUCCGGCCAUCGGGACGCGUCGUGUUACGGGCACUCGGCGAUUGCGGCCAUCUCCCACCAGCUAAACUAACCACCACGUGACGGCGGCGUUCAAUAAGAUUGAUGAUGUAACCAAGGACAGUGCUUUGGAGUAGGAUGGGGUAGCGCGCAACAUUUGCAAACAGCUUGCUGCCAUUUAUUCCUGUGACGUCAUAAGAAAUUUCUGUCCGUCUUCCUCUUUUUUUUUCUCCCGAUUUUUAUUUUUUCCUUUAGCAAUCGCGAUGCAUGUGUCGUUAUUGUUUGUUCGGAAUCAAUACAAAGUACGUGAUUCUUCAUAAACACAAAA